GCGGUCUCUCGUCUCUAAAGAGCUAUUCUAAUACACAUCGCGUCAUGAAAGAACAGUGACAGUUAAAAACUUGCCAAAGGAGCACGUGCCCGCAUACGCGACGGAAAUCCGUGUUAAAUGAUAGAAUAAUUGAGUGCAAUAGCUGAUCAAGACAUCUAAUGAUCCAAACGAUGUUAAUCAGAGCCUAUGAAUCAUCACCAGCGAAUCCAAAAGGGGAAUAAAUACGAAUAACACCGUUUAAUAUCGCCUAAUAUGCUCUCACCCCAGAACCUUGUUUCCCUCGAUGGCAAACGACACGCUGAACGAUGUGUGGCCUCAUAAACGAGGUAAACUCAGAGAACGCAGCCCAUGAACAGUGUUUACACACAUCGCUAAACAGGACUUAAUGUUUCGUUGAAGAGCCUUGCCAAUUUUGAUAAUGGUAACGUAUGGAAUGGACUAGGCGACCGACGGUAACUGUAGUGCAAACAGAAUUUAAUCUAAAAGUGCAAGAAUUUGUGUAAAUAUCAAACUAUGAGUGAAGUUCUUUUCAGUCGUUUCACUUUAUUAAGGCAAGUGUGGAUUCUGAUAGUGGUUUCCAGUCCAAUUAUGUCAGGAUACAAUGGAGAUCUGCUGGAUCACAAGCAAAAUAUUAAUUUGGACCUCAAUUCAGGACCCACGUUUGACGAUAUCAUGACGAGAGAAGUUCAUGCAACUGAAGGUCAAACAUUGCUGUUGCCCUGUACUGUUAAGAGGCUCAACAAUAAAGUGGUGUCCUGGAUGAGGAGCAAAGACUUGCACAUCCUGACGUCGGGACGCCACACAUUUUCCAGCGAUCGUCGCUUCGAAUCGGUGCACACCGACAGCUCUGGGGAUUUUUGGGGAUUACGGAUACGCGGCGUUCACUUGUCAGACACGGGCCAAUACGAGUGCCAGGUUAACACCGAGCCCAAGAUGAGCCUAGCGAUCGGCCUCCGAGUCACGGGUGACCACAAAUCGGACCUUUCUAAUUCGAAAUGGGUCAGUCAAGCUCUUAUAAAGGGCCCGAGCAGAGUUUACGUCCAGAAUGGGUCCCUCGUGACCUUCACGUGUGAAAUAUCGCCUCUAUCGCAGCAAUCUGGAGUUCACGGACUUUUCUUCGCCACAAAACCCAGCGUUCGGUGGCUACAUGAUGGAAAAGAAGUUUCUUUUGAGUUCACAAAGGAAAACUUUACAGUAGAAACCGAAUACCAGGAAAGGGAUCAAAGGAUAUUCAGCAGGAUUCGUCUGCCGGCCGUUUCAUGGAAAGAAAGCGGACAAUACACGUGUAUGCAACCCUCGGUGAAGCCUGACAAUGUGAUGCUAAUAGUAGUAGAAGGUGAACAUUCCGAAGCUAUGCAACGAGACUUUCCAGCAACAUCAACUGGUAGUAUAUCCACAUAUAUUCCAUACAUGGUUAUUAUAUUUUCUGUGCUAAUAUAAAAGUUUCCCAAAAC
Molecule: messenger RNA, 1454 nt
Organism: Phaedon cochleariae (mustard beetle)
Lineage: Eukaryota; Metazoa; Arthropoda; Insecta; Coleoptera; Chrysomelidae
Source: the annotation of a GenBank genome assembly